Tachysurus vachellii is the source of this 1937-nucleotide messenger RNA. It is a transcript of the gene n4bp2l2, whose product is annotated as NEDD4 binding protein 2-like 2. Gene Ontology annotation, molecular function: transcription corepressor activity. The transcript is spliced from 6 exons. The coding region runs from base 108 to 1535 and encodes 475 amino acids. Gene Ontology annotation, cellular component: nucleus. Lineage: Eukaryota; Metazoa; Chordata; Actinopteri; Siluriformes; Bagridae. The record is from RefSeq and is a predicted model, not a curated record. Gene Ontology annotation, biological process: negative regulation of transcription by RNA polymerase II.
GAAAGAAACUUCCGGUAGUGAGUUUGUUUCGUUCCGUUCGACUGUUUAGAGUUUAUUCCUCUUUUUCGACGCACGUUAAUGUUUGCUGACGGACUUUCUAUUUUUCGAUGCCUAAUGUUAGUCCAGCUGGAUCUUCUCCACCUGUGAGUGGACGCGUCAAAGAUCCACAGCAGCUCCACCGACCUGAGACGACAAGCUGCGGCUGGGCUUUUAAAGAGGACGCUCCUCAUCUGGGACUCCCUGAACGGCUGAGCGUGUUGGACCGUGUGGAGGUGGCUGAGGCGAAUCGCUGCCCUGAGCAGCGUAAUACAGGUGAAGCGAAAACCUCUGGAGAUGACGAGCGAGCGUGCGGUCAGCCGAGAAACAGAGAAGAGGUCAUUAAAGAGAUCAGCAUCAGCAGCACGGCUUUCAUCGGCCCCGUGUCUCGACCGCGGCCUGAGCUAGAAGGUGAGUUGAGCGAGUUUUAUAAAGAGCUUGCGCAAAUCCAAAAGCCAGACACUGUAGAUGGGAGUAAGGAGCCUGUAACUCAGUCCUGGCCUCCACCAGACACUGUAGAUGGGAAUAGUCAGAAGAUCGCAUGGUCCUGGGCUUCACCACGCACUGUAAAUGGGUAUAGUGAAAAUAUCUCUCUGCCCUGGGCUCAAUCGAUCAACCCACCGGUCAUAAAAGAGAAGUGGAACAAUCACAGGAACACCUACAGGCCUUAUCCAGGUUCUCGGCCACAAACAGACUACAGGAACACACCACAGUGGAGACCUCGGGUUCAUGAUUGGUCAAACCUACACAGAUUUCAAAAUCAGUGGCAGGUUCCUCCACCAAACGUCUACUUCUAUCCUCCACCUCGACCUGGAGAUCACACACACCCACCGUACUCCCAGCCUCACAGACACCAGUGCACUCAGCCUACUGCUGCACGCUUCCAGCUCAGUCCUGAUGCCACACUCGCUUCAUCUCCCAGCCCUGCAUCUUAUACUCCAUACGAAGCCUUUGAAAGACGGUACUACGAGGAGCAGAAUUCUCAGGAUGUGAACCAGCGCACACGUAACGACGACCCGGUGUUGAUUUUGAUGAGAGGAGUCCCAGGUUCUGGGAAAUCAACUCUGGCUAGGCAGAUAUCAUCCAGAGGUCCACAUGGACUGAUCCUCAGCACGGACGAUUAUUUCUACCAGAAGGACGGCUACCACUUCGAUCCAACUCUCCUCGGAGACGCGCACGACUGGAAUCACGACAGAGCCAAACAAGCCAUGCUGGAAAUGCGUACACCGAUUAUUAUUGACAACACAAACAUUCGAGCCUGGGAAAUGAAACCGUACGUCACUGCGGCUUUAGAGAUGAGGUACAGAGUGGACUUUGUUGAGCCGGACACCAGCUGGAAGUGUGAUCCUGUGGAGUUAGAAAAGAGGAACCAUCACGGAGUCUCGAGGGAAACUAUAGCGAAAAUGCUGGACCGAUUCGAGCUUCCCAUCAGCGUGGACAUCGUGAUGAAUUCCUAUGAACCUUCUCAUAAAAGAAUAGAGCAUCAUUCCAGACAUUAAAGAUUAAAGACACAAAAAACGGACUUGAAAACUUUUAAAAGGAAAUGAACGUAUUUUUUGUGUGAUUAUAAAGACUCUCUGUUCUGAUCUGUUUUAUUGUUUUAUUUAAACUUUAUGACUGGAAAUUAAAAUUAGUCAUUAAUAUUAAUGAUGCCAAUGAAGUAAGUCUUUUUUAUUUUUUUAUUUUAAGAAACUUUGGUCAUAGGUCUUUAGAAAAUCUUUAUAGAUCUUUAGAAAUAUUUCUUUUUCAUUUGAAGCAGUUGUUUUUCUUUUUGAAAGCUUUGUAUGGAUCAACUGAUUUCCUUUUCUAUGUAAAAUCCAACUGUAACUUCAUUUUAUAUACCUAUUAAUUACCAAGAGCUUGCUUUACUUUCUCCUUCCUCGGUAGAACGAUUAUCUGAU